GAAGACCAGGCACUACCGCUACUGCCUCCCGGUCACAUCCGGGAACUUCUCUACCGACUCCUGACGUUCCGACGUGCGAGCCGUUAGGUUUAUUUGAAACUCACGCAGAGCCAAUCCAUCGGCGCCUGAGGGGAGGGUGCGGAGAGCAGUGGCCAAUCACCGCCCCUCUGGAGACCGCAGCCUAUGGGAAGGAGGUUGACAUCACACGCCAAUCGGCAUGGAUUUUAGAGAAAGAGGCUCAUUUUUUGAAUUGGUUGUGGCUGACACCCGCGAGGAAUGGCGGUACCAGUAAGGGGAAUCAGUGCUUGAACAGGUGGACUUCCGAGGCGUUUUUUGAGAGUGGUGAGGACUUUGUGGAUGUGGGUUGGGGAGGUGGGGAGUGGGCCAACGUCUCCGGAGCAUUGGGCUCCUUUUCUUGUCGGACUGCCCCACCCCGAUGACCGCGAAUCCCGAAGCACCCCUGCUCAGGCUUCCUGGCUCUGGAAACUCCCCCACUGCACUCCCAACAGCUAGGCAGUGACCGCAGUGGGAUCCCGAAGGCCUGGUCGUGGGGCAUCUUCAUCCCUCACCUGCCAACAGAGAAGAGUACUAAUAAUGGCUGACAAUAGUGUCUUAACAUCUACUACUGGGAGGACAAGCUUGGCAGACUCCUCUAUUUUUGAUUCUAAAGUUACUGAAAUUUCUAAGGAAAAUGUAUUUGUUGGAUCUGCUUCAUAUGUUGAAGAAGAAAUGCCUCAAAUUGAAACGAGAAUGAUAUUGGUUCAGGAAGCUGGAAAACAAGAAGAACUUAUAAAAGCUUUAAAGACUAUUAAAAUAAUGGAAGUCCCUGUUAUAAAGAUAAGAGAAAGUUGUCCUGGAAAAUCGGAUGAAAAAUUAAUAAAAAGUGUUGUUAAUAUGGAAAUUAAAGUGCCCUUUGUAAAGAUGGAAUCACUGGAAGAAUUUGAAAGUUUGGAUUCUCCAGAAUUUGAAAAUGUAUUCAUAGUCAUGGACUUCCAGGAUUCCAUUUUUGAUGAGUUACACAAGACUGAUUGUAGAAUUAUUGGACCACCAGUUAUCUUAAACUGUGCCCAAAAAGGAGAGCCUUUGCCUUUUUCAUGUCGCCCACUCUAUUGUACAAGCAUGAUGAAUCUAGUACUAUGCUUUACUGGAUUUAGGAAAAAAGAGGAACUAGUCAGAUUGGUGACAUUGGUUCAUCACAUGGGUGGAGUUAUUCGAAAAGACUUUAAUUCAAAAGUUACACAUUUGGUGGCAAAUUGUACACAAGGAGAAAAAUUCAGGAUUGCUGUGAGUCUGGGCACUCCAAUUAUGAAGUCAGAAUGGAUUUAUAAAGCUUGGGAAAGGCGGAAUGAACAGGAUUUCUGUGCUUCAGUUGAUGACUUUAGAAAUGAAUUUAAAGUUCCUCCUUUUCAAGAUUGCAUUUUAAGUUUCUUAGGAUUUUCAGAUGAAGAAAAAACCAAUAUGGAAGAAAUGACUAAAAUGCAAGGAGGUAACUGUUUACCCGUUGGAGAUGAAAGAUGCACUCACCUUGUAGUUGAAGAGAAUGUAGUAAAAGAACUUCCAUUUGAACCUUCGAAAAAACUUUAUGUGGUCAAGCAGGAGUGGUUCUGGGGGAGCAUUCAAAUGGAUGCCCGAGCUGGAGAAACUAUGUAUUUAUAUGAAAAGGCUAAUACUCCUGAGCUCAAGAAAUCAGUGUCACUGCUUUCUCUAAAUACCCCAAACAGCAAUCGCAAAAGACGUCGUUUAAAAGAGACCCUUGCUCAGCUUUCAAGAGAGACAGACAUGUCACCUUUUCCUCCCCGUAAGCGCCCGUCAGCUGAACAUUCCCUUUCUAUAGGGUCACUCCUAGAUAUCUCCAACACACCAGAGUCUAGCAUUAACUAUGGAGAAACACCAAAGUCUUGUACUAAGUCUUCUAAAAAUUCCACUCCGGUUCCUUCGAAGCAGUCAGCCAGAUGGCAAGUUGCAAAAGAACUUUAUCAGACUGAAAGUAAUUAUGUAAAUAUAUUGGCCACAAUUAUUCAGUUAUUUCAAGUACCUUUGGAAGAGGAAGGACAACGUGGUGGGCCUAUCCUUGCACCAGAAGAGAUUAAGACUAUUUUUGGUAGUAUCCCUGAUAUCUUUGACGUGCACAUGAAGAUAAAGGAUGAUCUUGAAGACCUUAUUGUUAAUUGGGAUGAGAGCAAAAGCAUUGGUGACAUCUUUCUUAAAUAUUCAAAGGAUUUGGUAAAAACCUACCCUCCCUUUGUAAACUUCUUUGAAAUGAGUAAGGAAACAAUUAUUAAAUGUGAAAAACAGAAACCAAGAUUUCAUGCUUUUCUGAAGAUAAACCAAGCUAAACCAGAAUGUGGACGGCAAAGCCUUGUUGAACUUCUGAUUCGACCAGUACAGAGGUUACCCAGUGUUGCGUUACUUUUAAAUGAUCUUAAGAAGCAUACAGCUGAAGAAAAUCCUGACAAAAGCACUCUAGAAAAAGCUAUUGGAUCACUAAAGGAAGUAAUGACCCAUAUUAACGAGGAUAAGAGAAAAACGGAAGCCCAAAAGCAAAUUUUUGAUGUUGUUUAUGAAGUAGAUGGCUGCCCAGCUAAUCUUUUGUCUUCUCACCGAAGCUUAGUCCAGCGAGUUGAAACAAUUUCUCUAGGUGAACACCCCUGUGACAGAGGAGAGCAAGUAACUCUCUUUCUCUUCAAUGACUGCCUGGAGAUAGCAAGAAAACGACACAAGGUUAUUGGCACUUUUAGGAGUCCUCCUGGCCAUACCCGACCCCCAGCUUCUCUUAAGCAUAUUCAUCUAAUGCCUCUUUCUCAAAUUAAGAAGGUACUGGACAUAAGAGAAACAGAAGAUUGCCAUAAUGCUUUUGCCUUGCUUGUGAGGCCACCAACAGAGCGGGCAAAUGUGCUGCUCAGUUUCCAGAUGACAUCAGAGGAACUUCCAAAAGAAAACUGGUUAAAGAUGCUGUGUCGACAUGUAGCCAAUACCAUUUGUAAAGCGGACGCUGAGAAUCUUAUGUAUAGUGCUGAUCCAGAAUCCUUUGAAGUAAAUACUAAAGAUAUGGACAGUACAUUGAGUAGAGCAUCUAGAGCAAUUAAAAAGACUUCAAAAAAGGUUACAAGAGCAUUUUCUUUUUCAAAAACUCCAAAAAGAGCUCUGCGAAGGGCCCUUAUGACAUCCCAAAGCUCAGUGGAGGGAAGAAGUCCUUCCAGCAAUGACAAGCAUGUAAUGAGUCGUCUGUCUAGCACAUCAUCAUUAGCAAUUGUCCAUUCUGUUUCCACAAGCAAUAUAAUUGGAUUUACUAAAUAUGUUUAUGUACAGCGCUCAAACUCUACUGGUGGGCGCUCUCAAAACUCCUGGUUUCGAUCUGUCCGUCAUUCUGCCUCACGAGCUAGUUUUUCAGAGAUACUAGAAGGAAGUAUUGAUUUUUCAAAUUUCAAAAAAGUCCUAUCCAAGUCAUCUUUGACAUUUGUGAAGAAUUAGGAGAUAUGCCAAGCAAUAAUGGAAACAAGCCUCGUGAAAAUUUAAUGGUAUCCCAUCUCCCUCCCUUGUCAGCCUGCCUUCCUUCUUUGAAAGAAGAAGUCAUACUUUAAGCAGAUCUACAACUCAUUU
Molecule: messenger RNA, 3600 nt
Organism: Mustela erminea (ermine)
Lineage: Eukaryota; Metazoa; Chordata; Mammalia; Carnivora; Mustelidae
Gene: ECT2
Product: epithelial cell transforming 2
Biological process (GO): intracellular signal transduction; mitotic cytokinesis; regulation of cytokinesis, actomyosin contractile ring assembly
Cellular component (GO): cell cortex; nucleus
Molecular function (GO): guanyl-nucleotide exchange factor activity; GTPase activator activity
Source: RefSeq, a predicted model, not a curated record